This is a messenger RNA of Hepatospora eriocheir, 471 nucleotides long. Lineage: Eukaryota; Fungi; Microsporidia; Hepatosporidae. The record is from the annotation of a GenBank genome assembly.
AUGACUGUUGAUUUGGGUUAUUUAGCUAGAAACUUAUUAGAAAAUGGAAUAAUAGAAACCAAUGAAGAUGUUAACACACAUGAUCUUAACGAUUUAUUAGUUCCAUUACAGUUUUACGCUAUCAAAUGGCCAGAUUAUAACAAUGAAAACAAACAGUUUAAUACAAUACUAUUAAAGAACUGUGCUAAUAAUAAAAAUAAUUUAAUCCACCCCUGGAAAGAAUCUACAACUAAAGAGGCUAUUAAAGUUAUCGAAGCAAUAGCAAAUGAUACUUUUGUUAACAGUUAUUUAAUAGAUGAUUUAAUUGAACAAAAAUACGUUAUUAAAAAUGAUAAAGAAUAUUCUUUAGGAUUGAGAACACUAAUAAACUAUGAGGAUUAUUUAAUUGAGUUAAAUCCAAAGAAAUACAAAAAAUGUCAGGGGUGUCUUUUAAUAGUUGAACAUGCUUAUAAACAUAAAAAUUGUUCUUAA